This is a messenger RNA of Emys orbicularis (European pond turtle), 1227 nucleotides long. It is a transcript of the gene PDK2, whose product is annotated as pyruvate dehydrogenase kinase 2. The transcript is spliced from 11 exons. Gene Ontology annotation, cellular component: mitochondrion. NCBI's taxonomy places the organism in Eukaryota, Metazoa, Chordata, Testudines, Emydidae. Gene Ontology annotation, biological process: regulation of glucose metabolic process; protein phosphorylation. Gene Ontology annotation, molecular function: pyruvate dehydrogenase (acetyl-transferring) kinase activity. Bases 1 to 1227 code for a protein of 408 amino acids. The record is from RefSeq and is a predicted model, not a curated record.
AUGCGGCUGCUGCGGGCCCUGCUGGAGAAGGCGGCGCGGGCCACCGGGGCCCCGUCCUACAUCGAGCACUUCAGCAAGUUCUCGCCCUCGCCGCUCUCCAUGAAGCAGUUCCUGGAUUUCGGGUCCAGCAAUGCCUGCGAGAAAACCUCCUUCGCCUUCCUCCGCCAGGAGCUGCCUGUCAGGCUGUCCAACAUCAUGAAGGAGAUCAACCUGCUGCCAGACCGGGUCAUCAGCACGCCCUCGGUGCAGCUGGUGCAGAGCUGGUACGUUCAGAGCCUGCUGGACAUCAUGGAGUUCCUGGACAAAGACCCCGAGGACCAAGGCACUCUGGGACAGUUCACGGAUGCCCUGAUCACCAUCCGUAACCGGCACAACGAUGUGGUGCCGACCAUGGCGCAGGGGGUGAUCGAGUACAAGGAGGCCUACGGGGACGACCCCGUGUCCAACCAGAACAUCCAGUACUUCCUGGACCGCUUCUACCUGAGCCGCAUCUCCAUCCGCAUGCUGAUCAACCAGCACAGCCUGCUCUUUGAUGGCAGCACCAACCCGGCUCACCCCAAGCACAUUGGCAGCAUUGACCCCCACUGUGACGUGUCCGAGGUUGUGAGAGAUGCCUACAACAUGGCCAAGCUGCUGUGCGACCAGUAUUACAUGACCUCGCCCGAUCUGGAGAUCCAGGAAGUCAGCGCCAACAAUUCCAAGCAGCCAAUCCGCAUUGUCUAUGUCCCAUCUCACCUCUACCACAUGCUCUUUGAGCUCUUCAAGAAUGCCAUGCGAGCCACUGUGGAGAGUCACGAGUCCAGCCUCCGACUCCCAACCAUCAAGGUGAUGGUAGCGCUGGGUAAAGAAGAUCUUUCUAUCAAGAUGAGCGACCGAGGUGGCGGGGUUCCGCUGCGGAAGAUCGAGCGGCUCUUCAGCUACAUGUAUUCCACUGCACCCACCCCCCAGCCUGGCUCGGGCGGGACACCCCUGGCUGGCUUUGGUUACGGCCUGCCCAUUUCCAGACUCUAUGCCAAGUAUUUCCAAGGGGACCUUCAGCUCUUCUCCAUGGAGGGGUUUGGGACAGACGCAGUCAUCUACCUGAAGGCCUUGUCGACAGAGUCCGUGGAGAGGCUGCCGGUGUAUAACAAGUCGGCCUGGCGCCACUACCAGACCAUCCAGGAGGCGGACGACUGGUGCGUGCCCAGUACGGAACCAAAGAACACCUCCACCUACCGGGUGACUUAG